This is a messenger RNA of Symbiodinium sp. CCMP2592, 537 nucleotides long. The record is from the annotation of a GenBank genome assembly. NCBI's taxonomy places the organism in Eukaryota, Dinophyceae, Suessiales, Symbiodiniaceae.
AUGCCCCGAAAAACCAUCAUCUUCGUGCGCCAUGGCGAAUCGGAGUACAACAAGGCCAUGCGCGAGACUGGGGAGGAUCCACUGCUCCGUGAUGCGAAACUCACUGAACGUGGUCGAGCACAGGCAGCUGCUGCACGGCCGCAGUUGCAAGAGCUCUUCGAGGAAAUCGGAUCCGCGGCUGGUUGGCUACUUCUCAGUUCACCACUGCGCCGUGCUCUCGAUACAGCUGCAGGGAUUUGGCCGGAAGCAUUCCAAGCCGGAGAGGGCACCUUCGAGAUUUGGCCCGAGCUUCGCGAAGUCGUGACGGGCUGCGAUGAUCUGGGCUCCACGCCAAGCAGCUCCAACUUGCCUUCCCCCACCUGGAAGCCCAGCUUGGCUGUCUGCCCGAGGUGUGGUGGACCAUCCCGACGGCUUACCAGGAUGUGCCUCUGGACGGAGAUGACCUGCGGAAUGCGUACCAGAAGGACCCUGAUGCAUUUGAGGCUGCGGACGAAGCUAUCUUUGCUAGCCGUGUGGCGCAGCUACUGGAGAAGCUAG